UGGAGGUGGAGGAGGAGGAGGAAAAGGUGGAAUUGGAAGGGUCGACGGAAGGAGGAAAAGAAAGAAGGAUCGUAAUAAUGAGGAGCUCUGAGAAAAGAAACUACGAAAAGGGUGCGGGAGAAGGUUGGUUGGUUGGUUAGAAGGAAGGAAGGAAAAGGAGAGGGUCUUUUCUCGGGAAACGAUCAGUCAGUGUAGUGGUUCAGCGAGAAGGACGAGGACGCGUCCUUGGUGUUUGUUGGUUGAGGUGUAUUCAUUGAGAGAGGGUAGAUUCAUCACUGUCCAAUAGUAAAGUAACAAUACCAACACACAACCAACAACGAUAGUAGCCACCAUCUAAAAACGACACAACGACUACGACGACAACAACAAAGAGGAUCGUUCAAAGAGAGGAAGAGAGAGAGAGAGAGGAAGAGGAGUAAUAAGUGGUGAGACGAGGUGAGGGGGUUAAGAAGAGGAAAGAGUUGGACAGUAGUAAGGAGAGAGUCUCGAGCGUAUAGAGAGAAGAGAGAGAGAGACCGAAUCGAGCCGGGCCGAACCGAGCCGCGCCGAGAGUAGCGUAAAGGCCAAGUCGAGCCGUGCCGAGCUGGGCCGAGCUGAGCCGAAGGUUAUAUACCGGUGUCAGGCUGCAUGAGCAGGCGCGCGCGUCCUAUCCUCUUGCGCGCGUCCAGCCGAGCGAGCGAGUGAGCGAGCAAGCAAGCAAGUAAGCAAAUAAGUAAGCAAGCAAACGAACGGGCAAGUAAGCAAGCAAACGAACGGGCAAGCAAGCAAGUAAGUAAACGAACGAACGAACAAAAGUGUAAAGGAGCGCAAUCAUUGACCACAGCAAGUGUAUCCAAGAUCAUAAGAGGAGGACGUAAUCGAAAGACAGAUAGAUAGAAAGAAAGAGAGAAAAACGAGACAAGAAGGAGGAAGGCAGGCAAGCAGGCACGCAAACAGAGAUAAGAAUUGGAAUUAGUAGAAGAAGCAGAAGUGUGAUUUCUUUCUCGUCAUAGAGCUUGUGUGCGCGUCUGAUCGCGGCUGAUCACGGCUGAUUCGCGCGCACGCUCUCCUAGCCGGCCGUGUAUGGACGUCGUCACGCAUGGUGCACGCACCGAGGAGGACAAGGCUCAAGCCCUGGAAUCCGGCUCUCGUUUACGUUCCUCUGCUCGUCUUGGUUAUCUCAACUCUUCUUCGUCGGCUAGUUUAUCUUCAUCUUCUGCGGCAGCAGCAGCAGGAACAGGAGGAACAGCAGGAAAUACUACUAACACUACUACAACCACCACCACCGCUACCACUACUGCCACUACCACCUGCCGAACAUCAAGCAAACGUAAAAGGAAGAGGAGGAGGCGUCAACAACGAACCAACAACACCAACGACAACGAUAAUAACGAAAACAACGACAUUGACGAAGUCGACGGUCUUCAAACCGUCCUCGAAUCCUCAUCUUCCUCAACAUCCCGUACUCAUACUAAUUCGUCUAUCCUUAUCGAGGAUAAUCUUUUAUCAUCACCUAGUGGAAAUAACGCAAACACCGGUGGUAGUGGUGGUGGUGGUACAAGUGCAACCACUGCUGGAUCUUCUUCGAUUGGUAGAAGAAACGACGAAGGAACAUCCCGCCAUCGACACAAUCACAACAACAACAACAACAACAACAACAACAGUAAUUACAGCAGUAACCACCACCGUCAGCAGCAACGAAUCGAGGAUUACAACGAUAAUACGGCUACUGGCGGUGGUGGUGGUAGUGGAACCCGUGGCGAAGUUGAAGAAGAAUACAACAAUAACAAUCGCCAUCACGAGGAAGAAGAAGAAGACGAGGAAUUGGUGGGCGGGGAAAGAUCGAACGAGAGGAAUCAUCGAAAUACAGGAAACAGCUCAUCCCCUACUACUACUACUAAUAUCACUACUACGACAACGACACUGCGUAACGGUGGAAAUAACAGCAACACUCGUGCAGCAGCUUCUUCAACUGCUGCUGCUACUGCUUCUACUGCUGCUGCUUCUGCGGCCGCAUCUUCUUCCUCUUCCGUACCUUCACUCGCCGACAUCACGUUUCUCAAUCGAAGAACGGCCAAACGAUCGGCCAGGAGAUGUAACAAUACGAGCGGUCGCAGGAACGCGAUGACAAUGGAUCUCCAGAGGCUGAUCAAUGAGGUGCACGCUAGACCGGCUAUCUGGGAUCAAAAGAACGUUAACUAUCAUAAUCGCGACGUCAUACUGAAGAUGUGGCGGGAGAUCGCGAGAGCCUGUGAAGUUUCCACCGACGUCGCGAAAUCGAAAUGGAAGCAUCUAAGAGAUAACUUUAGGAACGAGUUGAAGAAGACUUAUCGUGGAAAAUGUGAUGGGAGUUUAAGUGGUGGUAACGAGCACGAUUCCAAGUGGGUAUGGUUUAGGAGCCUAUUCUUCUUGAGGGAACAAAUGAAUUCUCGGGUUAUUGGAUGUGCCCUAAAUCAAAAUUGUACGGCAUUACGUUCAUCCCCCGAUGGUACACAGAUCGAGCCACAAAUAGACAUACUUGAGGGUCACGAGGAAACCCAAUUUGACGAUCUCGAUGGUGACUCUUGUCAAUCUUUGUUAUCAAAUGACGAUGGUCUGCAUCACGUGAUGCCACCACCUAAAAUGAAUAAAAUAGGAAGGAAAAGAAUUCUUAUGGAAGCUAUGGACAAUGACUAUUCCGAAAUGGAUAGGAAAAGGUACGAAGUAUUGCAAAAAAGAUUGAUUCUCAAUCAGGAGGAGGAAGAUGACACUUAUCACUUUUUAAUGAGCGUUAAAAAUCCAUUGAAAAGUCUUCCCCUUGAUAGACAAAUGUUUGUCAGGUUAAAAAUCCAAGAAAUUGUUUACAACGAGAUCAAUUCGCAAAAUCAUCAAAUUCGUAGCUACGAUAAUUCGCAAGAUGUUAAACCAUUAAAAUCUCAGAACGAUAAUGGUAACGAGAGUACCGGUAAUAAUGGAAAUAACGGAGAUGUUGUCAGCGAUAUGUCGAAUCCAGCAUCGUUACUACAAAAUUGUGCUACCGAGGGUUCCAGUGAUGACGCCUUCUUCGGUUAAAAAUUUAUUUAUAUGUUUAUGUUAUUGAACUUGUAAGAACGAUAAUUUUAUUAAUAGAGAA
Messenger RNA from Polistes dominula (European paper wasp), 3091 nucleotides. RefSeq lists its product as uncharacterized. Gene Ontology annotation, biological process: regulation of transcription by RNA polymerase II. Gene Ontology annotation, cellular component: nucleus; transcription regulator complex. Lineage: Eukaryota; Metazoa; Arthropoda; Insecta; Hymenoptera; Vespidae. Gene Ontology annotation, molecular function: DNA binding. The record is from RefSeq and is a predicted model, not a curated record.